Molecule: messenger RNA, 375 nt
Organism: Acanthocheilonema viteae
Lineage: Eukaryota; Metazoa; Nematoda; Chromadorea; Rhabditida; Onchocercidae
Source: the annotation of a GenBank genome assembly
AUGAAUAUCUUAUAUGAGCCACGAUUGACAUGUGCAGAAGAAAUUAGAUUCUUGAAGUUGAACAGCUUUGAUGUUAUCCAUUUUUGGAAUAAGAAGGUCGAACUUCCAGAAACUGACAAAGCUCUUCUUUAUAAAGGGAUACGGAACUUAGAUAAUGAAUUAAUCAAACUUGUUGAAGCGAAAGAAGAUAAGACGAAAAUUUAUAAAGUGUAUUUAAAAAUCGGACAUAUCAGUUUGUUGGCAAAAGAUUUUCCUAGAGCGUUAUCAUCUUAUCAGAAGGCUUAUAAUCUGAAUAAAGAUGGAUUUUGGAAGGAACCAGCGUCAUAUUUUGGUCUCGGAUUGGUUUAUUUCCAUUUUAAAGCAUUUAAAAUGUAA